GCGGGUGUCGGGCUGCGCAGGCGCAGAGUCACAGUACAUACGGAAGGUCUAGCGCGAGUGCCGGUGCGCACGCGACCUGUCGAUCUCAGACACUCUCAGUGACACCAGUGACUAUCGCCAGACGGACACCAUGCGCCUAGUGUUGGCGUUACUUAUUGUCGCUCUCAUUACGCUGGGGGCGGCGCAGGACACCACGACAGAUGGAAUCAAUGACAAAAUUAAUUCUGUUGAACCAAAACCGUCAGUGAGGCUAGAUCCAUAUAUCCGGAAAGCGCUUUUGAGAGCUCUAACUGAACUCGAAGAAAGUGAAACUUCAACUAUCGAUGACACUUCUUCAAAUACUUCGGAAACGUCUACAAUAAACGCUGAAGAAAUUGCUAAAACUUUACAGCCUCCAUUACCCAAUGAAGAAAUAAAAAUACAUUCAUUUGUUGUAAAUGGUCAAGCUGCCUUUGCCAAUAGCACAAAUAUCACACCGACAAUAAUUGACAACAAAAUAUCAAUAUUAAGUACCACUGCUGGUAAUGUAGAAAAUUACGUGACCGCUAGUCUACCUACACAAACUCCAUUUAAUGAAAUAUUUCAAACCCGAGAAAGUGGUGUAAAUUUCCAGCAAGUUCGAAGUGUAAAAUCACCUAGUCAAGAAAAAAAGAACAGCUUAAUUAAAGAAACUGCCUUCAAACCUGCAGCUACAACUACCACAACUACGACUACAACCACGACCACCACCACUACACCCAAGCCUACUCACAAUGAUGAUGGCGAAAAUAUAGAGGAAGUUGAUCACCGUGAUGUUCAGGUGUUCCAAGCUCCAUUAGUGGCAGCCUUCACCGUACAUCAAGAUGCGCAGGGUUUGCCCAAAAAAGUUAUCCCAAUUUAUCAACAAACCAAUGCCCGAGAGUCGCUAAGACCUCAACCUGCUACAAAUAUUCCUACGGGUGUCUUACCACCACAAAUUAAUGGAAAUAUAAUUCCAUCAAUUCCUAUUGCCAACCGAAUUCCUCCAUCAGAUUUUGUAAGUCAGCAAUUAGAACUACAAAGACAAUUAGAAGAAAAACAACGUAUUCUAGAAGACCAACUUCGCUUACUACAACAGCAACAAAGACAACAAGAAGAAUUGCUAAGGAGACAACAAUUUCUAUUACAACAAAAAGAAUCUCAACGCCAGCAGCAAAUUCUUUUUGAACAAGAACAGCAAAAACGACAAAAUCUCUUCUCUGAACAACAAAAGCUGUCUAUAAAUGCGAAUAAUAAUUUCCAUUUGCAAGAAUUGCCAAAACCAAAUCAACAAAAUAAUUUUUUAAAUAAUGGAAUCAAACAACAAAAUUCACAGAUAUCUAUUGUACCCAGUGUUCCGAUAAUAGAACACUCUCAAACCCUUCAAAGUCACCAACAACUGCCUAAUCGAGAAGCUGUAGAUUUUCUUUUGCACCUUCGCAAUCAGCAGCCUGAGCAAUUUCCUCUACAAGAAAACCACCUUCCUCAAGGCAUAAGCAACUUUUUACAACCAAACCCUAUUAAUUUCCACCCGGGGCCUAAUGUCAACCAAUUUGGUCAAAAACAAGGCAAUCGUGUAUUCCGUCAGGAAAGCGGUGUCGGCAAUUUCGGUGUUGGCUUAAAUAAUCAAAAUCAAAACUUUAAUAGAUUUAACACAUUUAACCCUGUUUACAACAACAACCGUUUCUUUCCUUCGACCAGGUUCAACCAAUUCAGUCCAGAUGCUGAACUAAAGCAACUGCUAUAUCAAUCGGGAUUAAAUACGAGAAGUCCGGAGGACUUAAAUAUUGUAUCAAAGGUGUUGUCAUUAAACCAUGGAUUAUCCGUGAACAAUAAUGUUUCUAAUCGACUCCCAUUUGAUAGCAGAAGAUACGUAAGAACUUCUUUAUAGAGAGUAUUAUCAUUACAAAAACUAAUAUCCAUAAAUUCGAUGAAGCAAAAUUUUAAAAAAGAAAAUGUUCAGAAGUACUACAAAACAUUUCAUUUGAAUUAAAAUACAUAAGUUUCAAUAGACAUAGCAACCAAAGAAGUAAUAUGAAGAAGAAUGUAAAUGUAAUAGCUUAGCCUUGUAUACCUUACUCCAUAUUCUUAGAUUAUAGCAUGACUAUUUAUUUUAUCAUUAUAGAUAAUAAUUAUAUGAACUGCCAUAAGUAGUAAAAGUUAGUUAUGAAAGCCCAAAAACUUAUCUCAUUUAACCUUAAUUAUAAAUUACUAAUGUAAUAAAUAAAUAAUUAGAAAUAAUCUUCAAACUAUUUUGAUGGUAAACUUUGUGAAGUUUUAUUACUUUAAUGCAGUUUUACUGUACUUAUCUAUAUUCAUGAAUGAAAUAAUAUUUAGCCUAAUAAACAUUUUCAACAUUUGAUACCUUUAAUAAUAACAUCUUAUUUACGUUGUCAACUAUUCUCAAAAAGCACUACCGCAGUUUUUGAUACUUUCCAUCAUACCUAUAAGAAUUUUGAUUUUUCGGGCUUUACUUAGGUAAUUUAGAUUUGUAGUUAACUUAGUAAUUAAUUGUGUUAGCAAUGAAUUACAGUAGGCAUGUAAAACUCAUUUUAUUAAUAGAAAGAAUGAAAUACUUUGAUUCUCUGGAAUAAAUUGAUUUUGAUUAAAAUCUUAAACCUUA
Molecule: messenger RNA, 2620 nt
Organism: Plodia interpunctella (Indianmeal moth)
Lineage: Eukaryota; Metazoa; Arthropoda; Insecta; Lepidoptera; Pyralidae
Exons: 2
Coding region: 131-1888 (585 amino acids)
Source: RefSeq, a predicted model, not a curated record